UAUUAUAUUAGUAAUAAUUUCCGUUUUAAAUUGCAUUUUUAAUCGUCAGAAAUUUAUGCUGCUUAAUUAAUAUUGUUGUUAACCAGUUUUUAUAUAAAUAUAGAAGGUGAUAAACCAUCUUUAAAAUUAUUAGUAUAAAAUGUUUUGUUAUUUGAUUGUGCUAGCCUUAGUGGCUUUAACAUUGGGGGAAAAAGCCAAAAUUACAGAUUACCCUUAUCAACUAUCUUUAGAGGGAUUGGGAACCCAUUUUUGUGGGGCUGCCAUCAUUGGUGAAAAAUGGGCUUUAACAGCAGCACACUGUGUGGAUGGCUUUACUACGGACAAUAUUGCCAUAAGAGCCGCAUCAGAAGUCGUGGAAGAAGGAGGUAUUAAAGUUCAAAUAAAAACUAUGCAUAAGCAUAAUGAAUACAGUCCCCAAACAUUAGAUUACGAUUUAGCUAUUUUGGAGUUAGCCACAACUAUUCCAUUUGGAAAAAAUGCAUCUAGUAUUCCACUGGUUAAAGAAAAUGCCUUUUUUCCUGAAAAUACCACCGCCACCAUAACGGGAUGGGGCUUCCUAAGUGUUUCUUCAAAGCUUGGACUUUCUCGUUAUCUCCAGGUUACUAAAGUACCUAUUGUCAGCAAAGAACAUUGUAGAAAGGCUUAUGUUGGCAAGGGCAGAAUAACUGAUAAUAUGAUUUGUGCUGGAAUUAUGGAAGAUGGACAAGAAAACUGCCUGGGAGACACUGGUGGACCUUUGGUGAUUAAUGGGUUUUUAGCUGGUAUAGUAUCAUGGAGUUCUGGGUUUCAAGCUUCCGACUUUUUAAUACGAGUUGGUUCAAGUAUAGUUGAUCAAGGUGGGCAAGUUAUUAAUGUCAGCUCUAUUUUCCAACAUCCCAAAUUCGAGUACAAUAAAUAUGAUUAUGACUUAUCCUUGCUUAAACUGACUUCCAAUAUUACUUUAACUCCUAACAGUACCGCAAUUCCUCUGAAUGAAUCUGAUAACUAUAUUAAAGUUGGAACAGAGGCCACUAUUACAGGUUGGGGAAUGCUUAAAGAACAUGAUUUGGAUCUACCAGCUCAACUUCAGGUCGUAACUGUUCCUGUCUUAUCAAUUGAGGUUUGUAAAGCUGCAUAUGGAGAAGAUAUAACUGACAGAAUGUUUUGUGCUGGAUAUUUGGAAGGAGGAAAGGAUUCUUGUCUAGGCGAUUCAGGUGGACCCAUCUCGGUAAAUAAUGUAUUAGCUGGUGUAAUAUCGUGGGGAAUUGGAUGUGCUGUUCCUAAAUAUCCUGGAGUGUAUACCAAUAUUUCCAAUCCAAUUUUAAGAGAAUAUAUAAAAGAAGUCACAGGAAUUUAAUUUGAUGUAUUUUGUUUUUUGUUUUAAUAGUUAUAAUGCAAUAAACCAAUAUCUGUACU
Brassicogethes aeneus is the source of this 1395-nucleotide messenger RNA. The record is from the annotation of a GenBank genome assembly. NCBI's taxonomy places the organism in Eukaryota, Metazoa, Arthropoda, Insecta, Coleoptera, Nitidulidae.